AUGUCGUCUUCGUUGUUUCUUCGUCAAGUUUUCCUCUUCAUCUCCUCUCUAUUCUUCCUCUUCUCCGGCGACGUCCCCUCCGCCGCCGGAGCUCCCACGCCGGUCGUAUCUACACGUGCGAUGACGAGACAAAGAAGGAAUAAGCAGCAAACGAUGGAGUUUUUAAACGCGCACAACGUAGCGCGGGUAGCUUCAGGUGCGUCGAGUCUCAGAUGGGAUCAAGGCCUGGCCCGUUUCGCAUCUGAUUGGGCCCAAAAACGUAAAUCGGAUUGUCAAAUGACCCAUUCAGGUGGGCCACACGGAGAGAAUAUAUUCUGGUAUAAAAGAGGUAUGAAUUGGACGCCGAAGAGAGUGGUUACGACAUGGGUGGAUGAAAGCCUGCACUAUGAUCGGACGACUAACUCGUGUGUAGCUGGUAAGAUGUGCGGUCACUAUACGCAGAUCAUUUGGCGUACAACCACAGCCGUUGGAUGCGCACGGGUCAGGUGUGACAACGACCGCGGAUUCCUAGUGGUUUGCGAGUAUUCACCUGGUGGAAAUUACGAUGGCGAAAGUCCCUUUGAUUUGCCUAAAUAA
Molecule: messenger RNA, 576 nt
Organism: Eruca vesicaria subsp. sativa (arugula)
Lineage: Eukaryota; Viridiplantae; Streptophyta; Magnoliopsida; Brassicales; Brassicaceae
Source: the annotation of a GenBank genome assembly